Molecule: messenger RNA, 1788 nt
Organism: Linepithema humile (Argentine ant)
Lineage: Eukaryota; Metazoa; Arthropoda; Insecta; Hymenoptera; Formicidae
Gene: Jhbp1
Product: Juvenile hormone binding protein 1
Source: RefSeq, a predicted model, not a curated record
UCCACAAUCCGCGCAAGACUUGUCUGCUGUUGCAGACGACGAAGAAGGCGCAAGUGCAUAUUGCAGCAGUGAAAGUAUUCGCGUGUGCAGCUACGAUCUGCCAUCUGUCAAUGCCCUCUCUUCCAUAGUCUUGCUUUAACAACGUCAUUUAGCCGAGAUUCGCGAUUCAAGUCUUUAGUUGAACUCGUCGUCGUAUCUAGCGAUCUCCAUCCGAUCCCGCGCCUAGUUCGCAAAGAGAUUCGGUAAAACCGCAGGUUCCGAACUUCACAAGCGAGUCUCAAUAAUUGAAACUUUCGCGAAGUCCUCAUCGUUGAAAAAUCAUGACCAAGAGGCUGUGGGCCAUCCUCGUCGUCGUCGUCGGCUGCACGGCAACUCUCUCCUCUGACUCCAAUCCCGAGUAUGUAAAGCAAUGUUCCAGAAGCGAUCCCAAACUGAUAACUUGUCUGAUCGACGCUUUGCACCAUCUGCGACCUUAUUUGAGCGUCGGAAUACCCGAAAUCGAGUUGCCCUCGGUAGAACCGUUUCGUAUGGACGAGCUGACUCUCUCUCUGACAGGUGGUACGAACGGUUAUAAGAUUCAGCUACGCGACCUCUACGUAAAGGGAGCAAGUAACUACACAGUAGAGGACAUCAAGCUUGGCUCACCCUUCCAAGCUAUUGUGCGAAUGCCGGCCCUUAUAUUAGACGCGCAUUACUCCAGUUCUGGUGUAUUAAUAAUUUUACCUGCGAGUGGAAAUGGUACUUUUCACGCGCGCUUCGGUGAUGCUAGAGCUCUAGUCAAAGGAACCGUGUCGACGAGGUCGCGAGAGGAAAAAACUUAUAUGAAUGUCGACAACCUCGAUGUUGUGCUCGGAGUGAAAGACGUGCAAAUGCGAGUCAGCAAGAUCUUUAAAAAUAAUCGAAUACUUACUGAGGCGAUCAAUCUCUUUCUCCGAGAAAAUGGGCAAGAGGUGCUGAAAGUGAUGGAACCGCAGUUGAAGAAGAAGCUAUCGUCCCUUUUCGCCGGAAUUGUUAACCAACUGCUGCGACAUGUUCCAGUGGAAUCGUUCCUCUCAGCUUAAGAUGUUUUCACAUUGUAUUUUUAUUAGCGAUUGUUAUCUUUUUCUUACUAAAAUUAACGAUUAAUUUUAAACACACACAAGUAACGGAAACCGAAGAAUGCAUUAUACCAUAAAAAAUAGAAGAACAUAUCAGCCUCUUUAGUAGGAUUUAAAAAAAGAUAUGUUUUAAUUCUAAAAAAAUAGACUGUGAUUUUCUUCUAGUAUCUUUGAGAAUUUAUUAUUUUGAAUAUGUGUGUGUGUGUGAAAAGAUAUUUAUGAUUUUGUGAAAGAGUAACUUUUUAAGUAAUGAUUGAAAAAAUUUUGUUAUCUUAUUGAGCAGAAAUUAUUAUGCUAUGCAACUGUUUACCUACAAAGUUUCGAGUAUGGUAAAAUUUAAAUGCAGAUAAUGUAAUAAUUAUACAUUAUUUUUGCAUGAUUAUUCGCCUGUUCGUAGAAACAAUAUAAUUGUUUAACUCAAACAAAAAUCAGAUUAUUCUAAGAACAAACAAUUACCUAAACUCGAAAAUUAAAAGAUAAUUUUCGUUGAUAUUUUUUUAAGUGCGAGGAUGACAUAUUUUGACCGUAAGUUUAAUUGUUGCUUAGAUUAUAGUAAAACUACAAUUUAUAUAUACAUAUAAAUCAUCAUUAAUAUAUUAUACAUUAAUAUAUAAGUUUUAAAUGUGGUAUCUCAUAGUUUUAGCACAUAAUUGAUGGGGUAUAUUGAUAUAAAUAAAUAAAUAAAUGAAAU